CUUGCGACUCGCUAACCAACAGUAGAAGAAGUCUGCUUGAAGCGUCACCGCAGGACCAAGCGGGAAGGAGCGGGCAGAGGUGAAGCGGUGUGAAAGCAGUGGCUAUUUUCUUCUAUUAUUUAGCUAGCAGGCAGACUACAAGAGCUAGCUAAAUAAGGGGCGACUGAAGACGGAACAUGCCGCGGGAAAUCAUAACGCUUCAGCUCGGACAGUGCGGAAACCAAAUCGGAUUUGAGUUUUGGAAGCAGCUGUGUGCUGAGCAUGGCAUCAGUCCAGAGGGGAUUGUUGAGGAGUUUGCUACAGAAGGGACCGACAGAAAGGAUGUAUUCUUCUAUCAGGCUGACGAUGAGCACUACAUCCCGCGUGCAGUUCUCCUCGACUUAGAGCCCCGCGUGAUCCACUCCAUCCUUAACUCACCAUAUGCAAACCUGUACAACCCAGAGAACAUCUACCUGUCUGAGCAUGGUGGGGGUGCCGGGAACAACUGGGCUAGUGGCUAUGCACAGGGAAAAAAAAUUCAAGAAGACAUCUUCGACAUUAUUGACAGAGAGGCAGAUGGCAGCGACAGUUUGGAGGGAUUUGUCCUGUGUCACUCGAUUGCUGGGGGGACAGGCUCGGGGCUUGGAUCCUAUCUCCUGGAGAGGCUCAAUGACAGGUACCCAAAGAAGCUGGUACAGACUUACUCAGUCUUCCCAAACCAGGAUGAGAUGAGUGAUGUGGUUGUUCAGCCAUACAACUCACUGCUGACGUUGAAGAGACUCACUCAGAAUGCAGACUGCGUGGUGGUUUUGGAUAACACCGCUCUAAAUCGGAUUGCCACCGACAGGCUGCAUAUCCAGAACCCCUCAUUCUCCCAGAUCAAUCAGCUGGUUUCCACCAUUAUGUCUGCAAGCACAACCACUCUGCGCUACCCAGGCUAUAUGAACAAUGACCUUAUUGGCCUGAUUGCAUCUCUCAUCCCCACACCCCGUCUCCACUUCCUUAUGACUGGAUACACACCUCUCACUACUGACCAGUCGGUUGCUAGUGUGAGGAAAACCACAGUGCUGGACGUGAUGAGGAGACUCCUACAACCCAAGAAUGUGAUGGUGUCCACAGGAAGAGAGAGGCAGCCUAGCCACUGCUACAUCGCCAUCCUCAACAUUAUCCAGGGGGAGGUCGACCCAACACAGGUGCAUAAAAGCCUCCAGAGGAUCCGGGAACGUAAACUUGCCAGUUUUAUUCCCUGGGGUCCUGCCAGCAUCCAGGUGGCUCUGUCCAGAAAGUCCCCGUACCUGCCCUCAGCUCACCGAGUCAGCGGCCUGAUGAUGGCCAACCACACAAGUAUCUCCUCUUUGUUUGAGCGGACAUGCAGGCAGUACGACAAACUGCGUAAGCGCGAGGCCUUCCUGGAGCAGUUCCGCAAAGAGGACAUAUUCAAGGACAACUUUGAUGAGCUGGACAACUCGAGGGAAGUUGUCCAACAGCUGGUAGACGAGUACAGCGCAGCAACAAGGCCUGACUAUAUUUCCUGGGGCACGCAAGAACAGUGAACAGACUUUGUGUUUUAUACUUAAUUCUCGCUUCUGGACACCCUCCAAAAAUAGUUUUCUUUCAUACAGAUAUCACAGAAUAGUUAUUUGGCUAUAACUGCUUUUCUGGAUAAAAACUAUAUUUAUUGGCUUGCUUUAACAUGUAAUAACAUAGUGUUUGUGUCUCCAAAUUAGAGACUUUCAUGACUAUUAACCAGAAAAAGUAAAUGCAUCACAUCCUGGAGAUUCUGAACCCCCAGUUUAUAUGAAGUGUUAUCAACCUUAACAGCUCUGUGAAAUAAAAGAGCACUAAUUAUAGAAAAUCCUGUACAAAGCAUCAACAGCUGGUGUCUCCAAAACAUCUGUAAAUGUAUAUACCCGUUUCUGUAUUUCUAUUGUUUAUCUCUUGCAGCAAUGUUAUUUACAGUUAUCCUCAGUCUAAAUCAACAUUUUGCCUUGUUUUCGUCUAUUUUUAUACAAAGUACAGUACUUUAGUUUUUGUGCACUUGGUAGGCAGAGAGAUGUCCUUGCAUAUAGAUGGAACUGACAGAAAGCAGUAGCAUGCUGGUUAAUGUGGUGCGCUGUACCAUCUGUCUGCUGCUGAUACACAGUGCUCAUUUGUUAUCACAGUACAUGACCAACAAGAAUGUCAAGUUGAAGUUGGAUUGGAGCCAUAAAUGGUGUUGAAAUACCUGCCAUAAAAACAGCAUUGACAUUUUAACAGCAUUUGUCCGCUAAAGAAAAUUAGUUUGUGCAGUUGAACACAGUACAAGGAUAUAUCUCAUUUAAACACUUCAUCGCUAUGCCUGUAAAUAUUCUUGAUUCACUGGCUUCCCCUGUGUUGUCUAAAAGUGAAUAUACUGAUACAUUUCGCUUGCCUGUUGGACCUGUUUUAAACUGAAUAAAAACAUUUUCUAUUAUUUUAAUUCUUACUUGAAAUGUCUCCGAUGUUAUCUGACGACACACCUGGUCGGUUGUAUGAGAAUGGAAUGGAGCUGUGCUCCUGAUGUUUGUUCAUGCGACUAAUUAAACAGCGCAUAACCACAGGGCAACAAAGACAGUUGGCAUUACUUGUUCAACCAGCUAUUCUUAUAAACCAGUAAAAAAGCGUUGGCACUAACAGCACAGCUGAGUUAGCUCAAAACUACAGGAAGACAAUAGUCCUAAUGCUUCACUAAUGCUUCACACAUUCUACUGUAUAUAGUAUUCUAUUUUU
This is a messenger RNA of Pelmatolapia mariae (spotted tilapia), 2727 nucleotides long. RefSeq names its product tubulin, gamma 1 (gene tubg1). The record is from RefSeq and is a predicted model, not a curated record. Gene Ontology annotation, cellular component: nucleus; microtubule; cytoplasm. The coding region runs from base 177 to 1532 and encodes 451 amino acids. The transcript is spliced from 11 exons. Gene Ontology annotation, biological process: mitotic cell cycle; meiotic spindle organization; mitotic sister chromatid segregation. Lineage: Eukaryota; Metazoa; Chordata; Actinopteri; Cichliformes; Cichlidae. Gene Ontology annotation, molecular function: structural constituent of cytoskeleton; GTP binding.